AUGAACAUUUCUUUCUUAGAUCUUUCUCACAACAAACUUAGUGGACCUUUGACAAACCUUCCUAGUGGAGGAAUUUCUCGUGUAUUAUUUCUAGAAGAUAACCUUUUCAGUGAGUCGAUUCCAAGGUCAUUGUGCAGAAGGACAAAUUUGCAAUUUCUUGAUCUUUCGAAAAAUAGGUUAACUGGGAGAAUUCCGAAGUGCCUUGAGAAUUUGAAAACUUUGGCUACAAUGAUAUUUAGCUCAAAUCAGCUGUCUGGUGUCAUUCCGAGCUCUGUAGCCCUUACAUCGUUAUGCCGGUUAAACUUGAAUGACAACAACUUUACAGGUGAACUUCCUCUAGAAUUGGGGAAUUUACGAUGUUUAAAUGUUUUAGAUUUGGGUGAUAAUAGAUUCACUGGGAAUAUACCCAAGUGGAUAGGAGAAAACCUUACGUCAUUGAUGGUUUUAAGGUUACGUAGAAAUAACUUCACCGGUAGAAUUCCUGAAUCUUUAUGCAUAUCUUCAAAUCUUCGAAUUUUGGAUGUUUCACACAACAAUUUAACGGGUACUAUCCCUCGUUGUUUAGGAGAGUUGAGUGCCAUGGUUGAAAUCAACCCAUUACCUUGGUAUUCUGGAAGUAUCGAUUAUGAUGAGAAUGUAAUUCAAGCCAUGAAAGGUGCUGAUCUUGAAUAUACAACAAAUUGGGAAUUAGUUUAUAACAUGGAUCUUUCAAGCAAUAAACUUGUCGGAGAAAUACCGCUUGAGCUAACUGCACUUUGUACAUUGAUGGGUCUCAAUUUGUCUAAUAAUCAUCUCAGAGGCAGUAUUCCAGGCAACAUUGGAAACAUGAAGAACUUAGAAUCUCUGGAUUUCUCCAACAACGAGUUGAUAGGAAUGAUCCCUUCAAGCAUGGCAGGUUUGAACUUUUUGAGCCAUUUGAAUCUGUCACACAAUAAUUUUUCAGGACGAGUUCCUACAGGAAGUCAACUGCAGACUCUUAUUGAUCCAUCCAUAUAUGAUGGGAACAAAGAUCUAUGUGGACCUCCAUUGCCAAAGAGUUGCUCAAAUCAUCAAGGCCCAACAACUGUUGAGCCCACGAAGAUCCAUCAAUACAAAUUGGAGAAGGAAGCUUUUCAUGUUUGUUGAGAAAACCAUUGACUUGAUACAUGUUGAAGUUGUGGUAAGAGUUGCCAAGUUGAAGAGAGGAAGGAUGGACGCAUAGAUCCUUCGGGAUGCAUGUAAUUACCAAGUAUAUGUUAUAAAUGAUUAGUUUGCUUUUUCCUAUUACCGAUAUUAUGCUUAUUUGUACUAAUAUUUGGAAUCUAUAUGUGUAUGGCAUUUAUAGUACAUGUGUUGUUUAAAAGUGUUAAUUUCGAAUAUUUUUUAAAAUUUGGUAUUUAUACAAGAUCAAGUGUUAGAUUAGAUUCUUGUGGAA
This is a messenger RNA of Lactuca sativa (garden lettuce), 1414 nucleotides long. The record is from RefSeq and is a predicted model, not a curated record. Lineage: Eukaryota; Viridiplantae; Streptophyta; Magnoliopsida; Asterales; Asteraceae.